Molecule: messenger RNA, 429 nt
Organism: Fusarium pseudograminearum CS3096
Lineage: Eukaryota; Fungi; Ascomycota; Sordariomycetes; Hypocreales; Nectriaceae
Exons: 2
Coding region: 1-429 (142 amino acids)
Source: RefSeq, a predicted model, not a curated record
AUGACCCGCGACACAGAUUCUCCUGAUAUUGUUACACUCUUCUCAAAAUGCAUUGUCUACUUGGACACACUUAUCCGCGAAACAAAGGACCCGGCAUACAACUUAAAAGACUUUCCUUCAGAACAAGAUAUCCGGGAUGUUCGCCAGGAACUUAACCAGUGGGGUAUAACAUACGGAGCAAAUCGUAGUAUAUCUUCUACUUUGUCACUCGAUUACAAGUUUCGAAAACAUGACUAUACCAGAUCUACGUUACAAUCACAGCUUGGGCAUUUGGUCGAAGAUCUAGAGGGUCUCCAGAAGCUAUAUAAAGGAGAAAGUUAUCAGGGUGAGGCAAAAGUGGUAUUUGGCAGGGUCGAAAGUGUGGUCAAUGAGUUGAUACGCUUUUUGGGGCAUCUUCCAAAGGAGCUAUGGCUUGAACUGGAGAGAUGA